AUGGAAAUCGACUCAGAGAAAUGCUUCAGGAUUGAAAGAUCACAAUCCUCCUAUACUUCUAUGGAUGAACGAUUUCAGAUUGACAAAGAGGCAUAUAAAGGGCAACAGUACAGCCAAAUCUACUUUGCCAGGCUCCACCUUAUGAGAACCCUUCUUUAUUCUAUGCUCCCCAAUUUGAAACCCAAUGUUCCCGUCUGCACUGUUCUGGGAUUGGAGGAAGGCAAACAAUGCAUCAUUGUUGGAACUUUGUACAAACACAUGAAACUUAAACCUUCUGUACUUGAGGAAUACUCGAAGGAGAGGGCGGCCGCUCCAUUGGCAAAACCUCAUAAUUUUAUGCAUCCGGAUGAUUAUUUAGUUUUGGAAGACGAGAGUGGCCGUGUUAAACUUCGUGGAGAUGCUCUUUUACCUUCUCUAUAUGUUACAGGUAUCGUGAUUGGAUUGCUUGGGAAAGAAACUGGUGCAGGAGACUUCUGGGUGGAAGAAGUCAUUGAGGCAGGCCUACCAGAACAAAUAGAGCGACCAUUGAAAUUAGGGGAAGACAAAUAUGUUGUACUAGUUUCAGGCUUGGAUAUCGGUAAAAGCUCUUCUAACCCUCUGCUGUUCCAGCUUUUGGUUGAUCACAUCACUGGUCAUCUAGGAGAUGAAAAGGAACAAAAUUUUGCUGCUAAAAUUGUUCAAGUGGUUGUUGCUGGAAAUUGUGUUGAAUUGCCCCGUGGGUUGCUUAAUGGUCAGAAUUUAGGUUCUACAGACCAAUCUAGGUUGUCAAAUCCAAUCGAAGAGCUGGAUAUGAUGUUGACUCAGAUUGCUGCAGGUGUGCCAUUGGACAUUAUGCCAGGGCCGCAUGAUCCUGCAAAUUUCGCAUUGCCGCAACAGCCAUUGCAUAGAUGUCUUUUCCCGGGUUCUUCGGCUUACAACACUUUCCGGUCUUGUGCUAAUCCUCAUUGGUUCAAGCUUGACGAAGUGAGUUUACUUGGAACAUCAGGUCAAAACAUUGAUGAUCUCGAGAAGUAUACAGAUGCAAAGGAUAAACUUGAUUUUCUGGAGAGGACGUUAAGAUGGAGACAUCUUGCCCCUACAGCUCCAAACACGCUUGGGUGCUAUCCUUUCACUGACCGGGAUCCUUUUCUCAUUGAGACUUGUCCCCAUGUUUACUUCAUUGGUAAUCAGGAGAAAUACGAGACUCGCUUAAUAAAUGGAGCUGAGGGACAAGUAGUGAGACUUAUUUGCAUCCCAAAAUUUAGUGAAACUGGAGUUGCUGUUAUGACGUCCCCAAGGUUUCUGGGUUGCCCUGAAAUCCACGUGGGAUUUGAGGCGAUGCUUUCUCUGUACGGUGCUGACAGUAGAAGCCUGCCAUGUGAAGUCCAACGCGAGAGUUCCUUCAGUGAGAAGUCUUAG
Molecule: messenger RNA, 1398 nt
Organism: Oldenlandia corymbosa var. corymbosa
Lineage: Eukaryota; Viridiplantae; Streptophyta; Magnoliopsida; Gentianales; Rubiaceae
Source: the annotation of a GenBank genome assembly